UCAGCACAUGGAAAGCUACAGAGCUUCGGCAAUUUUUACUUUACACUGGGCCUGUUGUUCUCCUAAAUAAUAUACCCAGUAUAAUGUACAGAAACUUUUUACUUCUAUCGGUAUCUAUGAGAAUUCUUCUGAGUCCUGCCUUAUGUUCUCCUGACAAUUGUGACUAUGCUGAGGAGAUUUUGAAACUCUUUGUAACAGAUUUUGCUGCAAUUUACGGCGCUGAAUUUGUCAGCUAUAACAUGCAUUCAUUGAUCCACCUAGCUCAAGAUGCACGAAAAUUCGGCCCGUUAGAUAGUGUUUCAGCUGUUCCCUUUGAGACAUUUUUAGGUAAACUGAAAAAACUUGUCCGUCGGCCUCAAAACCCUGUCCAACAACUCGUCAGGCGAAUCCAUGAGAAGCAGAAAGUGGCAAGCCAAAAGACCACAUCAGUUUUCAGCCCACUUAAACAGCUCCACUUUUCUGGACCAUUGAUUAAUUCAAUUGCAACAUGGGAACAAUACAGGCAUUACAAUGAUGGACAGACACUGAUCUCCUCCUCUCGUGGCGAUAACUGUUUUUCUGUAGGGGGAAGGAUUCUUAUUGUGCGGAACAUUUUGUCACAUUCUGGAACUGUUAAAGUCCUGUGUAAUUUCUUUGAAACUGCCAAAUCCUUUUUCACCUAUCCAAUGGACUCAUCAUGUCUUGGAAUUCUUUUUGUUUUUAAUUUAUCUGAAGACUUGCAGCUGUUACCUGUGGAGGAGUUAAAAACAAAAAUGGUGUUAUUGUCACUCAAGACUGGAUACGUGGCAUUGCCACUCCUGCACUAGUGUGCUAUUUAUUAUUAUUAUUUUUUAUUGUUUGUUUUAAUUUUUUUUUGUAUGUAUUUGUUUUUCUUUAAGCAUGUUACCUUUCGCGAUAGUUGAAUUUAUAAAUAGUGGAGGAUUGGCAGUUAUACCGACCAAGUGGUUUAUCGGGCCUGAGGAGGAUGAAUGCUACUGGCCACCAGCAAGGAUGAACAUGGCAAAGGCGGUCAUAGAGCAACAGGACCCUCACACUGACUGGGCGACAUACAAGUUGACUGUUAAGAGAAAAGUCGCAACGUAUGAAAUUGCCCGCACAAAAUUAGUCGAGUAUGAACAGAACACAGAUGUACAAACCGAAUCUGAUUCUACAGAGAAUAUGGGAAGGGGGAAGCGCAAAAAGAGACGAGUGAUUUUGUCCAGUGAGGAUGAGGAUGAUGACAAUUGGUCCGGCAGCCAAAUCAGGCCUACACCUCCAUCCACCCUCAGGUCUGUGCUGACACCUGCACCGCCUCCAUCCACCCUCAGUUCUUCACCAUCAUCUGCUAGGCCGACACUUCCACCACCUCUGGGUAACCUUAGAUGGCCUGAUGUUUCAACCCAUCACCACGUCACCAUGUCACCAGAAACCUCUCAAAGACAAAUCAGGGGCAACAUGUUUGUUCGCAUUUUAACACUGAUUGAGGAGAUGAAAGAGACACAAAAAAUCCAGGGGAGGAUGUUACAAACGCUUCUACAACAGCGUGGCAACAUCGGCACCACCUUCUCUUCUACCCCCGAGGGUUUCCCCCUAAAGACAGUUAGGGAUGUGGAAAUCAUGGAAGAAAAACUGGCAAACCCAAACUUCAUGUCCGAGUUGGUUGCAGCUGUGACUGACAUAGGUGGGGGGACUGUUGACGAGGCCACAAAAAGGAUGAUGACUUUUCUCCUAGACCAUGGCCUAUCCAGGCAGUAUAACUUUGUGGGCCGAAAUGGGAAGAGAGAGUUCAAGGCCUUAAAACUGUAUGAAGUAAUAUAUGGAGGCUUAAAGAAAAACGCCAUGACCAGCCAAAUCACCCGUAAAGAUGCCGAGAAGGCGGUCUCCAAGUGGCUCAUUGGUGCUAGGGACCGGGGGGGUAAUAGACAGGCCCGACAGGCAACCCCUCAACAAGGACUUCAGGCUUCAGGCUCGUUUGAGGUGGAAAGAAACUAAUUCUGUUUGUGACAGUGAGGGAACACUGUGCAAAAGCAUGUUGUCAUAAAUUUAAAAUAAAUAAAAUGUAAUUAAUUGUA
Carassius carassius (crucian carp) is the source of this 2051-nucleotide messenger RNA. RefSeq lists its product as uncharacterized. The record is from RefSeq and is a predicted model, not a curated record. The transcript has 6 exons. Lineage: Eukaryota; Metazoa; Chordata; Actinopteri; Cypriniformes; Cyprinidae. Bases 880 to 1971 code for a protein of 363 amino acids.